This is a messenger RNA of Olea europaea var. sylvestris, 858 nucleotides long. RefSeq lists its product as uncharacterized. Lineage: Eukaryota; Viridiplantae; Streptophyta; Magnoliopsida; Lamiales; Oleaceae. The transcript is spliced from 3 exons. Bases 1 to 570 code for a protein of 189 amino acids. The record is from RefSeq and is a predicted model, not a curated record.
AUGUCUGCACUAAACAAAUUUCCUGACUCCGCCCCUGAUAAGAUCGGCCAUGAAGUCACAAUAGCAACAGGACAUGUGGACAUUAUUCUAGUGUUCAUCUCAUUCUCUGCUUUUAAUGCUUUUCCACUCCUUAAAAACACCCCAAUCCCCCCAGAGUCUUCUUUACAGUUAGAUGAUCAACAGAGAAAGAAAAGAAACAAAAUGCACAGCUUCCAGAAAAUCUAUCUCCUUCAAUUUCUUCUCAUCUUACUGAGCAUUUUCUUUCCGAAAUCUAUAUCUCAAGAAACCACCGAGUCCGAGAGGUAUAUUGAUAGUAUAAGGAACAUACACUCAUGCUCAGAACAAAAUUCCUCAAUUUGUUAUGAUCAUAUUCCGGUUCAUGUGCCGAAUCCUUGCGAUGAGUGUAAAAAGCCUGAUGGAAAUUGUGGAGCUGGGUUAAGAUGCGUUUGCCAUCCAAAAGAGUGCAAGGAUAAGGUGAUUUCAGUUGGUGCAGUUCUGAAGCCUUGGUGUAACAUUGUUUUUUCUCCACUUAUUUUCCUCAUUUUAAAGGACUAUUUGCCGGCCUUUUGAGGUUGUUUUAUUUUCUUCUCUCUCCGAAACUUCAAAUAUCGUUGUGAACCCGAAUGACACUAGAUUCAGUCGAACAACUUGGAAGAAAUGCUCAGUUGCUUAGAGACACGACAAAUUUAUUUAUUUAAAUUGUGUGCUGUCAUUUUCUAUGUACAUAAUUUUCAUAUAAGGCAGUUCAGACGUAAACCUACCUCCAAUGUCCAGACAGAAGGGAUGGUUAGUGGUGAUCAUCCUUUAUCUUCUUUUAAUGAAAUGUAAUACUGAUUUCAUGAAUCUUCUUUUGCUUUA